UGUCAGAGCACUUUGACGUCCAUUAUUAUUAGAUAACAAAUUUAAAAAUCGCCUUUAAAAUUUGUUUUUGAAUUCAAAAUUCUAAAACCAUGUUCAAUCCCAAAAUACGAGACAUUGGAUACUUCGUGCUGCUGACAUCCCUGCACUUGGGCUCAAAUCUUCAGCCUGUCAUCGAGGCGUAUGCCAAUUUGAAGUCGGUCUAUCCCUCGGUGGAUCGUAAUCUAACACUCCAAUUGGGCUAUAAAUAUAAUCACUGGAUGCUGUUCAAGGCCAUAAUGUAUUCCCUACUAACCAUGAUCGGAGUUUGGUACUGCCGGCACUUGCAAAGUAUGAAAAGUGUGGUCUCAGUGGAUGGGAAGGGUAUCCUUAAAACUAAGGCCACAGCUGCCGAGCAAGUCAAAAACAAUUGGAUCAGUAAACAGAAUUCCAGUAUACCAUUUCCGGGUAACAUAUUCCUCAUAUUUGCUUUGCCCUGGAUAUUGACCUCUGUGGCCAGCGGAUUGAUCAACUAUAUUCGAUUUUAUAUGGUGAUUCGGCAUUUCUGCAUAUCUAAUUGGAGGGCUAUUCAGCUUUAUGGAGAACUGCAAGGCCUUUUUUGGCAUCGUUUUGCAUCAGUGGCUUUAAUACCCUAUUGGUCGCAAAUUAUCCACGGAGGAGUAUCCUUGGAGAAGGCGUCACAUCUAUCUGGAAAUUUUAUUUCCAUUGAAACGCAUCUGUUGGACUGAGCAUGGCAAUCUUUAUUUACAUUUUGUAUUUUAUGUUUGAAACCAAAAUUAAAAAUACAGAAAAUAAAUC
Messenger RNA from Drosophila erecta, 795 nucleotides. RefSeq lists its product as uncharacterized. The transcript has a single exon. The record is from RefSeq and is a predicted model, not a curated record. Bases 90 to 725 code for a protein of 211 amino acids. Lineage: Eukaryota; Metazoa; Arthropoda; Insecta; Diptera; Drosophilidae.